AUGGAAAGCAACAUCACAAAAGAACAUUCUCAUCAUCAUCCGGCGGAGGCUUCCACCACAACUCAGGACGUUAUUUUUGCAGUGUUGUACUCAAUUAUUGCCGUUCUGGGUGUAAUCGGUAACGCUAUGGUAAUUACUAUAGUGCGAAAAACGCCAUCAAUGCACACAACGACGAACUACCUCCUCCUGAACUUAGCCGUGGCCGAUUUAUUGACAUUGCUCCUCUGUCCUGGUUCGUACGAUUUCGCUCUGGCGCACGUUGACUUAGAAGGAUUCAUUGGGGAUUUCAUCUGCAAACUGUUUGCGGGAAAUGCAAUUGUUCCGAUCACUAUCAACGUCGCCGUUCUUACGGUUUGUACGAUCGCAGUUGAAAGGUAUCUAGCGCUUCUCAAACCUUUCCGCUCUAAUCUAAGGAUAGACAAAGAUAAAGUGAAAUAUGUGAUAGCAGUGCUGUGGUUGUUUGCCUUAAUCUCGUGCAUACCAGAUAUUCAAGCCAACACGUACGACAUCUCGUCCACCAAAUAUCCUUGCACGCGUCCCUGGAGUCUAGAUAGUUAUUUCCUUCACAAACCUUUCAUCAUAUUUACUUGUGUUGGGUUUGGAAUCAUAAGCUCCUUGACACUCUUCUUCUGUUAUUUUUCAAUCAUCCGUGGAAUAUAUUUCACAAAAACAGUUUUCUCGGAAUCAACGGUAACGGAGGCUGAACGACAAGCAAAGAAACAACUCGCUCGCCUUCUUAUCUGUUUGACAUUUGUAUUCGCUACCUGCUCUCUACCAUUUGCAGUUUACUUCAUGUUUCUUAGCUUCGUUAAUGUCAAAACUAUAAAGGAAAAGUACGACAUAUUGUAUUUAUUUCACAGAAUUUCCAGGUUUUUACUUUUCUCGAAUUCGUUUUUAAAUCCUUUAUUGUAUGCUUUACAAAGCUCAAAUUUUCGAGAUGGAUUCAAAUUAAUUUUUAGUUUAAAACUCCUCCGCUGUAAGCUGUUAGCAAAUAGGAGAAAGUCGGCAAAAAGCUCUAGCUCGACAGGCUUUGUCUUGAGUAAAGAA
Molecule: messenger RNA, 1047 nt
Organism: Pocillopora meandrina
Lineage: Eukaryota; Metazoa; Cnidaria; Anthozoa; Scleractinia; Pocilloporidae
Source: the annotation of a GenBank genome assembly